GUGAAUACUCAGAAGGCCAUUCACUCGCCCGUUCACCGCUUUCGGCUUCGUGCCUAUAGAUAUUUUCCUCAUCCUCAUUUUCUCGCUUUUCUUCCUCACCGAGAUUCGAUUUUGAGAAACGAAAAAUCCCACCCAAAUCUCCUCUUGAUCAUCAACAUCACCACCAUCGCCAGGACCAUCAAUUAUCAAUUAUCAUCAUCAACAACAAAUACUACCAUCACCAUGAAUACUAACACUCAGGUUGAUGUCACUUCGGGCGGAAUCGCCCUCUCCAUCCUCAGCACCCCAUUCACGCCCCUCAUCCCGACCUCGGGCCCGCUGAAGCCCUUCUCCCAUACCUUCCUUGCCACCUUCCCGGCAAUCCUCCCAGCGGCCAAGCCCGAACCGGGCAAGUCUGCUCCUGUGUCCGCCUCGACGGACCCAGCUGUCACCAUCGUCGCCGCCGACUGGUCUUUCGAGACCGAAGUCGAAGGAAAGCCGCCGAGGCUCACACACUCGCGCAGCUCUUCGGUGAGCACCGUCGCACGUAGCGACAUUUUCGACCGGGACGACUCCAGCGAGACCAGCGAGUCGUCCUUCGAGGACCAGGCCCUCGAGCCCUCAUCCUGCGCCGCCGUCCCCGCCGGCGAAGAACAAAAAGAGAAGAAGAAAUGUGCCGCCAUCCCCGCCCUCGAGACGGCGAAUCCCACCCUCGCUGCCCAUGACGACGAUGACGACGACGAGGAGGAAGACGGCCCGGUGCUCUUCGGCUGGGACCAGCUCGCUGCCGUCGCGGCGGACCACUUUUAUUUCGGCAUGGACGGAAGCCUCGGCAUCCACGCGGAGUACGAGAACGACUACAUCCGCAUGGAGGGUCACCGGCUUGCGGCCUGCCGGUGGCAGAGGUUCCGGGCGCCGGUAGACCCCCCGAGGGGAGGCGCGCCUGCGUUGGUGUUGACGACGCCGGAGGGGGAGGAGUUUUAUCUAGAUGACCUGGCGUAUUAUCCCGGGGCGACCAGCUGGGCGGAUAUGGAUGAUGAGGAGGAGUGGUAG
Molecule: messenger RNA, 1032 nt
Organism: Phialemonium atrogriseum
Lineage: Eukaryota; Fungi; Ascomycota; Sordariomycetes; Cephalothecales; Cephalothecaceae
Exons: 3
Source: RefSeq, a predicted model, not a curated record